Messenger RNA from Acanthochromis polyacanthus (spiny chromis), 558 nucleotides. RefSeq names its product histone H1-like. Gene Ontology annotation, biological process: nucleosome assembly. The record is from RefSeq and is a predicted model, not a curated record. Gene Ontology annotation, molecular function: structural constituent of chromatin; DNA binding. Gene Ontology annotation, cellular component: nucleosome. NCBI's taxonomy places the organism in Eukaryota, Metazoa, Chordata, Actinopteri, Pomacentridae.
AUGGCAGAAGAAGCUCCAGCAGCGGCACCGGAAUCCCCGAAGAAGAAGGCCUCCAGACCCAAGAAGGAUGGACCCAGUUUCCCGAAGCUCAUCGUCGCCGCUGUGGUCGAGUCUAAGAAGCGGAAGGGGGUUUCACUGGCUGCGAUCAAGAAGGUUCUGGGGUCCAAUUUCGAUGUGACAAAGUCCAACAAACGCAUCAACACCGCCCUCACCAAGCUGGUCACCAAGGGGGUUCUGACUCAGACUAAGGGCACCGGAGCGUCCGGUUCCUUCAAGCUCGCCAAGAAGGAGCCCAAAGUCUCCAAACCGGUCAAGAAAGUGGCUAAGAAGAAGGCUCCCAUCAAAGCUAAGAAACCUGUCGCUGCUAAAGCUAAGAAAGCUGCAGUGGCCAAGAAGGCAGCAGUUAAGAAGACAGCGGUCAAGAUCCCAAAGAAGGCAGCGCCUAAGAAAGCCGUCAAGAAGACACCAAAGAAGAGCCCCAAGAAGCCCAAAGCUGUAGUCAAGAAGCCCAAAGCUGCAGUCAAGAAGCCCAAAGCUAAGAAAGCUGCUAACAAGUGA